This is a messenger RNA of Phytophthora infestans T30-4, 2220 nucleotides long. RefSeq lists its product as uncharacterized. Lineage: Eukaryota; Oomycota; Peronosporomycetes; Peronosporales; Peronosporaceae. The record is from RefSeq and is a predicted model, not a curated record. The coding region runs from base 82 to 2220 and encodes 712 amino acids. The transcript has a single exon.
AGAAGCACAAGAGCAACGACAUUCACUCCCGUCUUGGCAUUUUCCGCAUUUUCGCAUUUCCGCAUUCACUCCCAUUCGUUGAUGGUCACUCAGCGUGUGGCGCCCAUACAUGCCGACGACGCCAGUGCCUACCACGCCGGCAAGACGGCGCUGAACGCGAUGCUGACGCGUCAGGAUGAGUCUCCGCACUCUGUGGAGCAAGCAGAAGCCCUAGACGACGGCUAUGAUGACACAGCACCAUUAGGACUCGCCGUAAAUACGCGCAACUAUCAGGCGCUGCUGGAUAAUCUGGCGCGUAGAAGACGAACGGGCUCAGGGGCGUCGUUGGUCUCGAGUGGCAGCGUGUCACCCGGCUACCAGCGGCAAACAGUGGCUGUGUGGCAGCAACAGAUGGGCAAUCAACUCGAGAGCCUCUCGUUGGUACAGACGGUGGCAGUAGACGAGGAAGAGGAGGGCGAAGAAGAAGGCGACCACACUGUUGUGGGUCUUCCUGUUGACACACGCAAUUACGAGGCCAUUGUGAGCGGGAGUCGACCCAUUCGCUCAGAUCCAGGGACGUUUAACCUCAUGAACCGCCGCGCAACGGUCGCUACUAUGCCGCAGAUGCCACAGCGUGUAAAGGACAGUGAGGAGAUGAGACCCGAUCAGAACCAGGCCGCCGUAGUUAACACAGGUGAUGCUGGCGAGGACGACGCCGUCAUGGGACUUCCCAUCAGCACAGGAAACUACGUGGCGUAUCUAGCAGGUCAGCAGGGAUCAGGAAUACAGCAAGCGGGACACCGAAACCGAGGAUACAGCAAUCUAGCACAGGAGAAGGAGCCGCGUGUGAGCGACCCGUAUUUAUCGUCCUCAAGACGUGGCAGAUCUCCGGAUUCGUACACCACAGCACCGAGUAACAACAACCAGGACAAUACCCGUCCGUCCUGCUUUGACAACCGCCGCGCAUCGAACGCGGCGUACGUCCCUCAUUCCGGUUGGGUGUUUAUUCAGCACGGCGCGUUCAAAACAUGGAAACGCUACUAUGCAGUGCUCUCAGGGACGGAGUUUAAGUACAGCAAAGGUGCGGGGCAAUCUCCGAAGGGCUUUGGACUGUUGAUGUCGGUACACAAGUUGGAUUCCCUUCGGUAUGGACUCUUACUUGAGUUUGGCGAUGGCGGUACACUCCAGAUCCGCUGUCCCAGUGAGAAGGAGUUUGAACAGUGGCAUGGGGCGAUGGAAAAAGUCAUUGAACGCAACCAGAACCUUAACUCGCAGUCCAAAACGUCGUAUACGCUCACUGCUUCGGAGCAGCACGAAGGUUAUCUGUUCAAGCAGGAGAAGAACAAGGCUUGGAAGCGCUGCUUCUUCGUUGUACGCAUCGAUGGAUACAUUGAGUGUCGAGACCACGAUCACGGCACAGCAGAUCGGAAGUGCUCUGGGUAUAUUAAGGCUGUGUCGUUUGCUGAUUGCCACGCGAAUGGCCUUGCGAUCGAACUUAGCACUGGUAUAUCCAUGGUGUGCUACGCAGACUCGUACGACGAGCAGAUGCUCUGGUAUGGCGCCAUUUCAGCAGCUGCCACUGCGAACGGCAAGACGGCACAGCCCAAGACGUCGGUGAAGAGUUCCUACAUUCAAACGGCGCUGUCGAACCACGCAGGGUGGCUGUAUAAGCAAGCUGGGUUAUUUAAGGGCUGGAAGCGUCUGUACUUCACACUACACGGCGUUGAACUGGCAUACGCUAAGGACACAAACUCGGAGACGGUGCUUAGCGACAAGGCCCAUUCAGUGGAGGAAUGGGAAGGACAUGCGAACGGACUUUUGAUCCGCUUGAUAAGCGGACGCGUCUGGAAAGUGCACGCCGAGUCAUACGAGACAGCCAAGCGAUGGCGCUCCGUUAUCAGCAGCGCGUGUCGGCACGCAGAAACUUUCAACUUGAAGAAAUAUUUAAACAGCCGACGUCGCAAGAAGCUGAGGCCUGUGUUUGGUGGCUGGCUUACGGAUGUGCGGAAAGGUUCUCGCUUGCGUCGGUUCUACGUAAUGGACGGGGCGACGCUGGGAGUUGCCAACGAUGUGGACAACCAGCUUGAGCGUCUCGGCACUGUCGUGGACGUGGGCUCGACGCGAGAUCUGGAAUGUGGCAUCGUGUUCACCCUCGCCAACGGAAAUAAGCUCAAGGUGAACUGUGACUCGCUGGCCGACUCGAGGUGCUGGUACGAUUGUUUGAAUUUUUCGCUCAAGUAG